Parnassius apollo (apollo) is the source of this 378-nucleotide messenger RNA. Lineage: Eukaryota; Metazoa; Arthropoda; Insecta; Lepidoptera; Papilionidae. The record is from the annotation of a GenBank genome assembly.
AUGUUGAAGUUAUCUCUUGUAGUAACUAUUUUUGCAUUUGUUAUAAUAACUGAGACUUCAUGUCAACGACCUCAUAUAAUACUUCCCACUUACAGACCGCCUCCACAAAGGCCAAUUAUUAUCCGGACUGUUCGAGAAGUCAAAAAUGACGAACCCCUGUGGCUAUACAAAGGUGACAACAUAGAACGGGCGCCUGCUACUGGAGACCAUCCAUAUUUACCACCGUACAUUGACGACAUCAGAUUGGACCCACACACCAGGACUGCUCGCAGUUUCGAUUCGCGCAGUUCUAAACACUCCGGUGGAAGUCACACGACCUCGAAUGGAGACAGGGGAACUGGUCCAACGCACCCCGGCUAUAACCGUCGAAAUGCUUAA